UCGCGAGCGAGAUAAUGGUGGUGGCCUAGCUUUCAUAUUGCACAACACCGUGCAGUAUCGUCUAAUCGAUGUAGACAUCGACCCCAGGGAUACUACCCUAGAAUGUCAGGGUAUAGCUAUCCGGUCAGGCGAUGUCGAGCUCGAAAUAUUUAAUAUAUACAUCCCUCCAGUUACAUGUUGCCCAACAGGACAUCCCCCGAAUAUAGGUGCGCUACUUCGUGGUGAAAACCGUUUGGUACUAGGCGACUUUAACGCGCACCACGAUCUUUGGCAUUCCUGCCUGUCAAAUGACCGUAGGGGGAUGGAGCUGGCGGAACAGAUUGACGAUUCGACAUUCUGCACAAUGAAUGACGAAGCCCCCACCAGAGUUAUGGGCACCUGUAAUAGCUCGCCGGAUAUUACCAUUGCUAGCUGUGGUCUGAUAAACAGCAUAACCUGGCGACCUAUGCUAACUCUCGCAUCAGACCAUCUGCCCAUAAUUAUCUCGAUCGAAAAGCCUCCCGAUUUUGUUUCUGUGGGCAACCGCACCUACUUUAACUUUAACAAAGCUAAUUGGGUCGGCUUCACAGAAUUUACUGAGAGCACCUUCAACUCUCUACCCAUUCCUAUGGACUUAUGCGUUGGCGAACAUCAAUUCCGCAAGGUGAUCGCAGCAGCUACCGCUCGCUUCAUCCCGGCUGGAAGAAUCGCGAAAAUCCGCCCCAAUUUCCCAGCCGAAGCAGCUGUUUUAGCUAAUGAGCGCGACACCUUACGCCAUGCCGAUCCCGGGGAUCCCCGAAUAAGGGAUCUCAAUUUGGAGAUUCGGCGAAUGGUAAACCAACAUAAGCGGACGAAAUGGAUAGAGCACCUGAAGUCCUGUAACCUCUCCACCGGAGUGAGUAAGCUUUGGGCUACUGUCAAAGCUCUGUCUAACCCGAAGAGACAUGACGACCGAGUUGAAGUUCAAUUCAAUGGUCAUGCCUCUUCGGACCCGAAGAAGUGCGCGAGCUAUUUUAGCCGGCAAUUCACACUGCACCCUUCGGUAGACAAAGCUAAACGAUGUGUUAACCGACGGCUGCGCAAAAUGACAAACGAAGACGCGCCACUUACUUUCACCGAU
Molecule: messenger RNA, 1099 nt
Organism: Bactrocera neohumeralis
Lineage: Eukaryota; Metazoa; Arthropoda; Insecta; Diptera; Tephritidae
Exons: 1
Source: RefSeq, a predicted model, not a curated record